AUGUAUCUUCACGGAAGUGAUACAUCAGGAACAGGGUCGAUUUCGGGUAUUCUAGUAGACGGAAAGCUGACUAGCCCAAAACCCGGUGGUGGAGCUCGGAGUUUCACGUUCAAGGAGUUAGCCGGAGCCACAAGAAACUUCCGGGAAGUGAAUUUGAUCGGAGAAGGAGGUUUCGGUAGAGUUUACAAGGGACAUCUUGAGUCAAAUCAAGAGCCUUUAAGCUGGAACACAAGAAUGAAAAUCGCGUCACGUCCAUACCUCAAGGAUCAGAAGAAGUUUGGACAUUUAGUGGAUCCGUCUCUGCGAGGAAAAUACCCAAGACGAUGUCUAAACUAUGCGAUUGCGAUCAUCGCAAUGUGUCUGAACGAAGAAGCUCAUUAUCGACCGUUUAUAGGUGACAUAGUGGUGGCACUUGAGUACUUAGCCGCACAGAGUCGGUCACAUGAAUCUCGAAACGUCUCAUCCACAUCACCGGAGGUCACCAGAACGCCGCGACGGGACUCUUUCUAA
This is a messenger RNA of Thlaspi arvense, 510 nucleotides long. The record is from the annotation of a GenBank genome assembly. NCBI's taxonomy places the organism in Eukaryota, Viridiplantae, Streptophyta, Magnoliopsida, Brassicales, Brassicaceae.